AUGACUUCCUUCCUACCCGUGAAUAGUGUCCCCGCCACAAAAGACCAUGUCAUGGACGAGCCAACGACGCCAACCACCCCUCGACCGAAACCUUCGACCGUAGCGUCUUCGCAGGACCAAGGCGAGGACGCGAAGACAAAACCAAGUGAGGACAGCUCGAAGGAAACACCGAAGCCGACUACUACUACUACAUCGUCACAACAAAGUGCCCCCUCCACCGCGUCGACGGGAGACGAAACCACAGUCGCUGAAUCGGAAGGGGACCGCGAACAAUCGUCGGAGCAAGACCGUAAUAACACCAGCAGUUCGGCUCCUCCAUCAAAGAAAAAGAAGGGCCAGCGGUUCUUUUGUACCGAUUUCCCACCGUGCACAUUGAGUUUUACGAGGAGCGAACAUCUCGCACGCCAUAUCCGCAAGCACACUGGAGAGCGCCCCUUUCAAUGCCACUGUUCCCGUCGCUUCUCUCGUCUCGACAAUCUCCGCCAACAUGCCCAGACCGUCCAUGUCAACGAGGAGAUCCCCGGAGACUCUCUCGCCGCUACAGGGACGCGGUUUCAGCGUCAAAUACGCACAGACAGGGUCCGUCCACAAGGCCGAGCAAGGGCUAGUACGGCUGGCAGCCAAGGGACGCAUAGCCGGGGGCACAGUCGCAAUCUCUCCACCUCGAGCGUCGCUUCUACGGCUUCCACCCUAAGUCAGCCCCCCGAGAUCCGAAGUCGACCGCCGCCCUUGAUCAUGGCAAACGAUGGAAGUGCUAGAGCUCACCUGACCUUGAACACUAUGGCCGAGCCGCCCAGGACUCCUCCCCCUCAAAUCCAUCCGAUAACUAGCCAGUCUCCGGGUGGGUACCCGCCGACAGCCGCAUUCACUGCUGGAGGUGGAAGCCCGCAUUACGGUUCUCCGAUAUCUGCUUCAUCCCAACCAGGCUACUGGGAUGGCAAGACUCAUGCGCGCCGCUUGUCAGUUCCCACGGGGACAACCCCGUUCUCGUCGUCCCUUGGAACCUAUCCCCCUCCGCACAUGACAUCCAUGCCUCCGUCACACUCUCCCUUCACUCAAAACGGGAGUGUGUACGCUAGCCCGACCAGUUCGGGUUACGCAUCAUCUCGAGAUGAGAGCAGUCUCAGUGCCUCGGAGGCCGAGUUACGGAGACGGACCUGGCAUCCUUCGACUUAUUACCCCAGACCGGCGACAAGUAGUCUGGUUAGCUUCGAAACUUCCAACACUCUCCGGCCCGCGGUUGGCUCGAACGGCUCGGCGGACCAGCCGACCAGGCUCCCCGGAAUCGAAAGUUUCGACAAAAUGCUUCAGGGGCGUCCUCUGACUCCUCCUCUACGCAAACCUAGCCCGAUGCAGAUUGAUCCGACUCGGGCAGCUCCCACUACAAGUCAAGGCUUUACUCCCGGUUUCACGUCCCAGGCGCCUCCCGCCUCUCGCCCGCAACCACCUAUCUCCGGACCUGGUCAUCGCCGAGGUCAGCUGUCCUGGGACCUGCACAAUACUCUCACUGGGCUUAGCCUUGGAGGCGGAUCUCCGCGGAAGGAUGCGUCGCCAUGGGGUCAACAAUCCCAGGGAGAAUCCAACAGCAUUGCUUCACGUCCCUUGGGUACGUAUCCACCGUCGUCUAAUCCACCACAGGGGGGUAGUGAGCCUGGCCGUGUUCCAGAGCCCACCGCGCCGCAAAAUAACAAGCCAUACGGUUGGCAGAGUGGCCCAACGGCGGGCAGUACCCCCGCCUCUCAGCCUCCACGGACAUCUCCUGAGGACUCCAGCAGCAGUGAAGGGGUCGCGACGCCAUCGACGUCUUCCAUGGAGUAUCAUCCAGCUAUUGUGCACAGCAACGGAUAUGUCGAACAACAUCAUCCGCUGCUUCCAGCAGAUGCUCAUCAGAAUGCUUGCGCGCCUCUUGCGUCUCAGCCUCCCGGGUAUCCUCCCAACUCCGAACGUCCGAGCCUCUUUGGUGGCUCUUCUGUACCGGCAAACGGAAUGGGUCGGCUGGAGGCUCUUGUCGCAGUGGCAACGAGUGAAAAUAAGGGCGCGUCGAGGUACUAUUGA
Messenger RNA from Rasamsonia emersonii CBS 393.64, 2055 nucleotides. RefSeq names its product C2H2 transcription factor. Gene Ontology annotation, biological process: regulation of transcription by RNA polymerase II. The transcript is spliced from 2 exons. The record is from RefSeq and is a predicted model, not a curated record. Gene Ontology annotation, molecular function: RNA polymerase II cis-regulatory region sequence-specific DNA binding; DNA-binding transcription factor activity, RNA polymerase II-specific. NCBI's taxonomy places the organism in Eukaryota, Fungi, Ascomycota, Eurotiomycetes, Eurotiales, Trichocomaceae. Bases 1 to 2055 code for a protein of 684 amino acids.